GUGGGUGCACGUGGUAUGUGCUCUCUAUGUCCCUGGUGUGGCCUUUGGGGACAUCGACAAACUGAGGCCCGUGACCCUUACAGAGAUGAACUACUCGAAGUAUGGAGCCAAGGAGUGUAGUUUCUGUGAGGACCCUCGGUUUGCGCGGACUGGUGUGUGUAUCAGCUGUGACGCCGGAAUGUGCCGCUCGUACUUCCAUGUGACCUGCGCCCAGAGGGAGGGGCUUCUGUCUGAGGCCGCCGCUGAGGAGGACAUAGCGGACCCCUUCUUUGCCUACUGUAAGCAGCACGCGGACCGCUUUGACAGGAAGUGGAAGAGGAAGAACUACCUGGCGCUGCAGUCCUACUGCAAGGUGUCGCUGCACGAGCGCGAGAAGCAGCUCACGCCCGAGGCACAGGCCCGCAUCACCACGCGUCUGCAGCAGUACCGUGUGCGUGCGGAGCUGGCCCGCAACACUCGUCCGCAGGCCUGGGUCCCCCGCGAGAAGCUGCCGCGACCUUUGACCUCCAGCGCCUCUGCCAUCCGCAAGCUGCUGCGCAAGGCCGAGCUCAUGGGCAUCAGCACGGACAUCUUCCCCGUCGACACCGCCGACACACACGCCACCGCCGACGGCCGCCGCAAACACAAGCAGCCCGCCCUCACCGCAGAGUUCGUCAACUACUACCUGGAGCGUAACAUGCGCAUGAUCCAGAUUCAGGACAACAUUGCCCAGCAGAAGAGCCUCAAAGACACACUGGAGAGUGAACAGGAGAAGCUUCACGUUGAGUACAAGAAGCUGUGUGAGUCUCUAGAGGACCUUCAGAAUGACAACGGACUCCUGCGGACUGAGGGGCUGGCCAUGUGGAAUGUGCUGGGGGGGAUACUGGGACAGAAGCUGAGUGGUCCGUCGGUGCUGAAGGCCCCUAAGGAGCGGAAGCCCAGUAAGAAGGAGGGAGGAUCCCCUGGAAAGUCAUCCAGCCUGCCUGCUGUGCUCUACAGCUGUGGCAUCUGUAAGAAGAAUCAGGACCAGCAUCUGCUCCUGCUGUGUGACACGUGCAAACUGCACUACCACCUCGGCUGCCUCGACCCCCCCCUCACACGCAUGCCCAAGAAGACCAAGAACAGCUACUGGCAAUGCUCAGAGUGUGACCAGGCCAGCAGUGAUGAGGCAGACAUCGCCAUGGAGACGCUGCCCGACGGCACCAAACGCUCCAGACGGCAGGUGAAGGGACCAAUCAAAUUCAUCCCUCAGGAGAUGUCACCGGAGCCCAAGAAAUCACAAAGGACUCGAGGUCAGAAGAGGAAAAGAGUUUCCAUAUGUGAGGAUGAGAAGAUAGAGGAACCGCCUCAGCGAGAGCGUCGUCAGAGGCAGUCGGCGCUGCAGAAGAAACCCAAAGCCGACGACACCAGAACCGAGUGUGUGACCUGCACCGGACCUGGAGACAACGAGAACCUCGUCAGGUGUGAUGAGUGUCGUCUCUGCUACCAUUUCGGAUGUCUGGACCCCCCUCUCAAGAAAUCCCCCAAACAGACCGGCUACGGCUGGAUAUGCCACGAGUGUGACACCUCUUCAUCUAAGGAGGAAGAGGAGGAGCCUCCACAGGAAGUUGAGGAUGAACCUGUUAAAGAAGAAGCAACAGAGCUGGAGAUUCCAAAUUGACACACACACACACACAAACAAACACACACACUUACCUACACACGCACCUAC
Molecule: messenger RNA, 1690 nt
Organism: Sardina pilchardus (European sardine)
Lineage: Eukaryota; Metazoa; Chordata; Actinopteri; Clupeiformes; Clupeidae
Gene: phf14
Product: PHD finger protein 14
Biological process (GO): regulation of transcription by RNA polymerase II
Source: RefSeq, a predicted model, not a curated record